UAAUAAAAGUUUUUUAAUUUAAUUUAAAACUACUGUAAGAAAAGCAGAGCUGUUCUUCCUUUCUAUGCUCACAACUUUCUCAUUUUUCUUCUAAGUUCUGCUAUUUUUCUUCCUUUCUCUCACUAGAUCUCUCUACUAUCAACUCUGCUCUUUCUUUCACUUCUCUGCUCUUGUGGGUUUUCCAUCCAUUCUAAUAGAUUCAGAAAACAAUGGAACUGUAAAUAUUGAUAUCAUAUUAUCAUCUGCUGUAAAUUUGGGUCAGUGGAGCUUGUGUUCACUCUGUUCAGUAUAUCUCUUUGAUAGCUCCCUGCUUUUGAAGACAUGACUCACUUGACGGAUGAAACAGCAGAUGUAUUAUCAAAUUUGCUUGAAGUUUGCGCAAAUAAUGAUGUGGAGGGGUUUAGACGAUUGAUUGAAGAUGAUCCAUCUGGAGUCGAUGAUUUUGGACAAUGGUAUGUUCGGAAAAAAGGCUCAAAAACGAUGGUCUUUGUGCAUAUAACUCCUUUAAUGGUUGCCUCAUUGUAUGGAAAUAUCGAUAUUCUGAAACUGAUUCUCUCUCUCUCAAUGGUCGAUGUCAACCGGCCAUGUAGAGAGGAUAAAAGCACUGCACUGCACUGUGCUGCAUCUGGUGGUUCUGUGAAUGCUGUUGAUGCUGUGAAGUUGCUUCUUGAGGCAGGUGCUGACCAUAAUGCACUUGAUGCUGAUGGGCGUAGACCUUUGGAUGUUAUUAUGGUCUCACCGAACAGAAAUGACGUGAAAUUUGCCCUGGAAGAACUUCUUGCCGGUCAUGGUUCUAUUAGCGAGCGGAUUUUGAGGGUGUCCAGUACUACUUCAAACUCAAAUUCACCACCGCUCUCUUCCUCGCCCAUAAAUGGAUAUCCUUCGUCCUCUUCGGACUCUCCGCCUUCUCCUUUGAAAUCAAAGCUUGAUGACCCUCAAGCUAUAUCUUACACAUCCGAGAAAAAGGAAUACCUCGUUGAUCCCUCUAUACCUGAUAUUAAGAACAGCAUUUAUGCUUCUGAUGAGUUCCGUAUGUUUUCCUUCAAAAUCCGCCCUUGUUCUCGUGCCUAUUCUCAUGAUUGGACAGAAUGUCCUUUUGUUCAUCCAGGUGAAAAUGCUCGGAGAAGAGAUCCGAGAAAAUUUCAUUACAGCUGUGUUCCUUGUCCAGAAUUCAGAAAAGGUGCUUGCAGGAAAGGAGAUAUGUGUGAAUAUGCUCAUGGAGUUUUCGAGUGUUGGCUCCACCCAGCUCAAUAUCGUACACGCCUUUGCAAGGAUGGCUUAAUAUGCGCAAGACGGGUUUGUUUCUUUGCUCAUACACCUGACGAACUGAGGUCUCUUUAUGUGUCUACUGGCUCUGCCGUUCCCUCACCCCGCUCGAGUGUCUCGAGUUCUAUGGAUUUUGCUGGAACUAUGAACUUUUUGCCUGGAUCUCCUUCAUCGCUUAUGUCACCGCCAGCAUUCGCUACACCAUUGUCUCCAUCAGCUCAUAAUAGCAUGUCUCACUCUUCCCUGGACUGGCUGCAGCCAGACAUUCCAUCAUUACGUCUCCCAGGCAGCAAUCUUCAGUCGAGUAGGCUAAGAUCGUCCCUUAACGCUCGAGAUAUUUCAGCCGAAGAGUUUGAUAUGCUGCAAGAUUACGACUUGCAACAACAGCAUCAGCUUCUGAAUAAGUUUUCCUGCUGUUCUAUGAAUCCCAAUCCUCUAACAUGUCCUAAGCCUUCUAACUUGGAUGAUCUGUUUUCUGCUGAAAGUUCCUCUCCACGAUACAACGGUCAAGGGAUUGUUUCUCGUGCUUACUCACCGACUCACAAUUCUGCCGUUUUUACCCAGUUCCAGCAGCAGCAAGGCCUACUCUCUCCAAUCAAGACAAAUUACUCCCCUAAAAAUAUAGUUGAGCAUUCAUUGAUCUCUGGAAGAAUGUCUCCUCGAAAUGUGGAACCCAUCUCACCAAUGAGUUCUCGGGCUUCAAUUAUUUCUCAACGGCAACACCAGCUUCAUCAGUUACGCAGCCUCAGUUCUCGGGAGUUGGGAUCCAACUUGGGUGCCAUUGUAGGCUCUCCUAUUCAUUCUUUGUCGGGAUGGGGUUCCUCCCAUGGUAAACCAGACUGGGGUACCAAUACAGACGAGUUGGGUAAACUCAGGAGAUCGUCAUCUUUCGAGUCUGGGAACAACAGCGAUGAGCCUGAUUUCUCGUGGGUUCAGGCACUUGUCAAAGAAUCAUCACCUACCGAGAUCAAAGAGAAUGGUUCUGGUGAGACCUAAUCGGUGGUCGACGAUUCUCAUUCGAGCCCACCAAGCUUAAGUAGUAGAUAUAGCUGAAGCCUGAAAGGUUUUGUGACAAUGGUACGAGCCCUUUGCUUUUGGAAUUUUGAUCGAAAGCAACGAGGCGAGUUAGGUAGCAGAAAGUAUGGAGCAAGGUAAGCAGAUAUAAGAUUUUCUUUUGUGAUUUUGCUAGUUGAAUGAUAUUCAUUCUAACAACAUAUUCAUGCCGAUGUUAAUUGUAGUUUAGAAAAGUUGAAAUCUUGUGGCAUCAUCUUUCCUAGAAGCCAUGGCGCUUCUCGGCCAUUAUUUUGAAAGGCUUGGCCUCGGCCUCGUCGAUUUUGUUUUGUAUGCUAAGCAAUAUUACAUUAAAAGAAUUAUAAAAUCUUUUGUAUCUUCCAUCUUUUUUCA
Amaranthus tricolor (Joseph's coat) is the source of this 2670-nucleotide messenger RNA. RefSeq names its product zinc finger CCCH domain-containing protein 30. Gene Ontology annotation, molecular function: protein binding; metal ion binding. The record is from RefSeq and is a predicted model, not a curated record. Bases 322 to 2262 code for a protein of 646 amino acids. The transcript has 2 exons. Lineage: Eukaryota; Viridiplantae; Streptophyta; Magnoliopsida; Caryophyllales; Amaranthaceae.